UUAGCUACGGCGCAUUUGCCAAUGUUGUAUUGCGUAUUUUAUUGAUGUGGUUCGCAAUAAAAGUGUUAAAAGUUAUACCUACUAAACUAAGUUAUAAAUAUAAACAUAAAUAUAAUAAUAAUAAUACAACAGACUAUAAAAUAAAAAUCAUAUAAAUAAAAUAAUUAAUAAAAAAAAAAAAAAUACGAAAAUGAAAGCAGAAAUACCUUACCAAGAUGUAACGAUUGAAUCAAAAAGUACUGUACCACCUACACUGUUAUCGAGUCUAAGGAGUGUACUUUUUGUUAUUGGCACUGUUGUCAUUGGCUUUGCUGCGUUCUGUAAUUCAUUGACUUGGCACUUACAAAGAUUUUGGGGUGCGUCGGGUGACUUUUGGCAAGCCCAAUGGGAUAAAAUUCUCGAUGCAGUUGGCGAUGAUCCACGAACCCUAUGGGUAUAUGGCUCCCUAUUAUUGACAUUUGUUGUCUACUGGUUAUUUGGCGGCAUUUACACGAUUUUAGAUGUAACAAAUCGUCCUGCAGCAUUAAGACGCUACAAAAUUCAACCUGGAACCAACGAACCUGUUGACACGCGAGCAUUGCUCAAAGUAAUCGUUCAAGUAUUAUUUAAUCAAGUAGUCGUCGGUCUUCCAGUGGUCUACUUAAGUUACUAUCUGAUGGAAUGGCGAGGUUAUCCACAAGUCCGUGAACUACCAACUUUCCACUGGGUAUUGGUUGAAAUAGCUAUUCAUAUUCUAUUUGAAGAAAUAGGCUUCUACUAUUCACACAGGUUACUACAUAGCCGUUAUUUGUAUAAAUAUAUUCAUAAACAACAUCAUCAAUGGACAGCACCGAUUGCAGUAACGGCAAUUUACUGUCAUCCAAUGGAGCACAUUGGAUCUAAUUUAAUUCCACCGUUCAUUGGAGUAUUUAUUGUUGGCUCUCAUGUUGCCACAGCUUGGCUCUGGUUUUCUCUCGCCAUUUUGUCAACAUUGAACGCUCAUUCCGGCUAUCAUUUGCCUUUUUUCCCAUCACCGGAAGCACAUGAUUUUCAUCAUUUGAAAUUUAAUCAGUGUUAUGGAGUUUUAGGUGUACUAGAUCGUCUUCAUGGUACAGAUACACAGUUUCGUAAUUCACGUGCUUGUGCACGGCACGUUAUGAUGUUAAGUCUUAUACCAGCAAGAGAAGCGUUUCCGGAUGAUGAAAUUAAGUACAAUAAGUUAAAAUAAAUUUAACCUUUAAAUGACAUUCAUUAUCAUAUAAAUUAUAUUAUUAUUGUAUUUUAUUACUAAUUAGUUAUUACUAAAAUUAUGUUCUUCAUUAAAUAAUUAUAAUUUUAUACGAUACUAUACAAAUCAAUAAAAAGCAGUUAUUGAUA
Messenger RNA from Microplitis mediator, 1356 nucleotides. RefSeq names its product fatty acid hydroxylase domain-containing protein 2. The transcript has 5 exons. Gene Ontology annotation, molecular function: C-4 methylsterol oxidase activity; iron ion binding. The coding region runs from base 191 to 1207 and encodes 338 amino acids. Lineage: Eukaryota; Metazoa; Arthropoda; Insecta; Hymenoptera; Braconidae. The record is from RefSeq and is a predicted model, not a curated record. Gene Ontology annotation, biological process: sterol biosynthetic process.